AUGAAGUUCGCUGCUUUCACCGCCCUCGCCGCCGUCUUCGGCUCUGCUGCUGCUGCCAACAAGGCCAAUGUCAUCAACGACUGCACCAACACCAUCUACGUCCAGUCUUUCCCCUACGGCGGCGGCGCUCCCGGUCCCUUGACCACUGUCAAGCCCGGCCAGCGAUUCUCUGAGGAUCUCCGUGCCUCCGGUUCUACCAUCAAGAUCGCCACCACCCGAACUCUCACCAAGCCUCUCUUCUUCGGCUACUCUUCCGAGUCUCAGCCCAACAACGUUUACUACGAGUUCAGCACUGAGUACGGCAACCCCUUCGCUGACAAGCACAACAUCUUGAGCCCUGGUGAGGGUUGCGAGAAGUUCGACUGCAAGGCCAACGAUGCCAAGUGCUACAGCACCCCCAGCAUGAAGAAGGUCUACGGCUGCCCCAGCCCCGUCAACCUGUACGCCAAGGUCUGCGCCAAGUAA
Molecule: messenger RNA, 465 nt
Organism: Fusarium tjaetaba
Lineage: Eukaryota; Fungi; Ascomycota; Sordariomycetes; Hypocreales; Nectriaceae
Exons: 2
Coding region: 1-465 (154 amino acids)
Source: RefSeq, a predicted model, not a curated record